GAUCAACACCAGCUGGCGAGUGAUUGCCACGCACGUGGAGCAGCCGGAUCAGGGGGUCAUUCUGCGCUGGCGCAAGCGGACGGGGGUGCAGCAAUCCGUUUUCUUAUGCGUGAAGGCCAAAGCAGAUCCGGAUCCCUCACGGGGCUUGGAGGGUGAUGAGAUCUGCAUCGACAUGGCGAACCAAGAGCGUGUUGAUAUGAAGAGCGAGAGUAACAUCAUUGUCGAAUUCUUCUUCUCUGCGUCAGGCAGCAAGGGCUACCCUGCAAACGCCGGCUACGAACCCACCGGCAAAGAUCUGAAGUGCCAGUACAACUAUCGAUUCCAGAUCGAGGGCUACAACCACAACCAGGAGCAUGUGGCGACCUCAGACUGGUCCAACGAGGUGUACAUCAAGCCAAGGAGCACGGUCUUUGACGUACCUUUGCGCAUUCUCAAGUCGAACUUUGCCGUCCCAACCAACUCUUUGGAGUAUUUUGUGGAGCAUUUCGCGGAGUUCAACAUUCAUGGCAAGCAUCCACAGCAGUUGGUGAUAUUAAGUAAAAUCAAGGUCUGCUACCACAAGAAUUGGAAUGACUUCCGAGACUGCAAGUCAGACUUUCGCCUCACCGCCUACAUGGGCGAGAGCAGCGUGAAAUGCGAGAAAGACACGAGGUCCGGCACUGUACGGAACUUCGACACAACCGGACUAUUUCAACCCCUGGACGUCGGCAUGGAUAUUGACGACGACGAGGAAGCCCGCACCCAGGAGCUGGACGAUGCGAUAAUUGGACCCAACCAGUCGCUAGAGCUGGGUGCAGGAGAUCGAAGGCUUACCGAUGUCUUCAUUACGCUGCGAAAGUCCUCCGGGGAAGACGUCGCUGAAGGUAAGCUGGACUGGUGGGACCUCGUCGAGGCUUUCGAGCAAGAUGAGGACCAACAGAUAUUCGUGGAGCUCGUCACGGACAAGGUCGAAGGCGAGUUUGACGAGGAAUGGCUUGUUUGGGUGGAGGCCGAAGUCACCUUCCGAAACGAGCUGGAUCCCGAAUGUGAGCAGAUGCCCUUCAAAGACCGCUUCUUCCAGUCGGACCCACCCGGAGAGCCACUGGGCAGAUCUGGGGUUCGGCAGGAGCUCUGA
Symbiodinium necroappetens is the source of this 1114-nucleotide messenger RNA. The record is from the annotation of a GenBank genome assembly. NCBI's taxonomy places the organism in Eukaryota, Dinophyceae, Suessiales, Symbiodiniaceae.